UACUCAGCGUCCACACCAACAUGAACUCGAAGCUCCUUCUCAUGGCAGUCGUGGCUGUCGCCGCCGCUGACAGGCGACCUUACUCCUACUCCGCCCCUGAGUUCUCCUCUGAGGAAUUCGGCCCCGCCCAUUACAACUUCGACUGGGCGGUCCAACACAGCGACUCCGGCAACAACUUCGGCCACCAGGAGGCCCGCGACGGCGACGACACCCAAGGAUCGUACUACGUGCAGCUUCCCGACGGCCGUCUUCAGACCGUCAGGUUUAACGUGCAAGGAGACUCUGGAUUCGUACCCGAAAUCUCGUACGAAGGAGAGGCUCGUUAUCCUGACUCCUUCGAGUCGUUCGAGUCUCGUGAAUCUCGUGGCUACGCCCCUCCAAGACCCGUGUAUGGUUAAAGGUAUAGAAGAGAAGACCCUUUUGCUACUUCGGCUACCACUACUAUAACUUAUGUUACAUCCCUAUAUUAAAUAUAUUUUGUACUAAUAAAUCAUGCGAAUCAUAUUGUUGUAUGAUACUAAAGGGUACAAUUCCUUAUAAAAAAUAAAUGAUAUCCAAAGAAUAUAUAUAGUUAUGUGGGUGUAAUGUA
Messenger RNA from Penaeus monodon (black tiger shrimp), 589 nucleotides. Its product is annotated as pro-resilin-like. The coding region runs from base 21 to 398 and encodes 125 amino acids. NCBI's taxonomy places the organism in Eukaryota, Metazoa, Arthropoda, Malacostraca, Decapoda, Penaeidae. The transcript is spliced from 3 exons. Gene Ontology annotation, cellular component: extracellular matrix. The record is from RefSeq and is a predicted model, not a curated record.